Messenger RNA from Symbiodinium pilosum, 778 nucleotides. Lineage: Eukaryota; Dinophyceae; Suessiales; Symbiodiniaceae. The record is from the annotation of a GenBank genome assembly.
AUGUCGACCGACAUGGACCAGCGGCUCACGCUCACAGAGGCGCUGACAGAGAUUUCCAACCUCAGCGCCUUUGAGAGCAGCAUUGACAGCAGAACCUGGAUUCCCAGCACUACGCCGCCGCAGCAGCCCAGCGCUGCCUCCGCACCCCGCACAGAUGCGCAAGCAAAGGAAACCUUGGAGCUGUCCCCAGCCACUACUUGCCAUAGUUCAAGUCCGGCAGGCACCCUAUCUUCCAUGCUGUCGCUGUCUAUGGAAGAGUGGGAGGAAGAAUCGCGGCCGGCGGAGGUUUCCCCGUCAGCGGGUGGCGCCAGCAGGCGGCAGCCGGUCGAAAGCCGAGGUGAGGCGGAAAAGGCUGAGCACUCAGUGGAGGGGGAUGCCCUGCUUCAGCUCCUGGACCUGAGGGGUACCUUCUGCUUCGACAAGCCUUCAGUGCGACAUGUCGGUGAGGCCCUGGGAGCUGGAGCGAAAGAAGCCGACCGGCCCACGAGCAAGUCGUCGGACAGCCACCAAAAGCGCGCUGCAGGGCGGGACGCCACGCACUUUGACCACCUGAAGGGCACCCGGGACGCGCCCAAAAAUAUACGCGCAGAUGCGCUGGAUGAAGUUCUGAUGCAGAAGACGCUUGCAAGCCUGGCAGGCAGUGCCUCUCUGCCACAGCUUCCGUCGUCCUCUUCGAUCUCUCUUAGCCGUCAAGGUACUCCGAGCAGCUUUUCCGUGUCUCGCGGGCCACGCUGGGUUCCGCUGCAGGAAGCAAUAGACCCUUACAACGUUCCAAGAC